Molecule: messenger RNA, 657 nt
Organism: Triticum turgidum subsp. durum (durum wheat)
Lineage: Eukaryota; Viridiplantae; Streptophyta; Magnoliopsida; Poales; Poaceae
Source: the annotation of a GenBank genome assembly
AUGGCGAACACCACGCGCAAGGAGGAGGGGCCGGACAAACGCGUCAAUCAGCAGCAGGGGAGCACCAAGCUCUACUCCAGGAUGCUGUCCAAGGACGUAGCCAUCGCCGUCCCGUCCUUCCGGGUGUACUACGGCGUCGCCUCGGCCGGCUCCGUGCCCUUCCUGUGGGAGUCGCAGCCGGGCACGCCCAAGAGCUCGCCCUCCGCCGCCGCGCUCCCGCCUCUCACGCCGCCGCCCUCCUACUACGCGGCCGGCGGCAAGGGCGGCUCCAAGAGGGGCGGCGCCGGCGCGUCCGGGAGGCGCUGGCCCGGCGGCGUCAUCGCCCUCUUCCGGAGGCCCCGGCGCAGGACGUCGCCGUGCUCCUCCUCCUCCAUCUCCUGGUCGUCCUCGUCGUCCACCGCAUCGUCCAUGUCGCCGGUGUUCACGGUGCAGUCUUCGCCCUUCGCUGCACGGGGCUCCGCAGGCGCCCACCGACGAGCGUUCUCGGCCGGCGACGUCUUCGAGGAUGCGGCGGCGCCGUCGAGCUGCUUCGGGACGGACCGAGAGUGCGACAGGAGGGUGGUGAAGGGCUGCGGCGUCGCCGUGGCCGUCCGGAACGCGCUGGCCACCGUCGUGGGCCACAAGCCCGGCGGCCGAGCCACCAGCGCGAUGGCCUAG